Messenger RNA from Strongylus vulgaris, 576 nucleotides. NCBI's taxonomy places the organism in Eukaryota, Metazoa, Nematoda, Chromadorea, Rhabditida, Strongylidae. The record is from the annotation of a GenBank genome assembly.
GGCAUGCAGUACGCUGUGCGAUUCCAAAUUGAUCACCUCGGCAUGGAUUCCAUUCAGGAGGGUGACGUCCUCUUAUCGAACCAUCCCAGUGCAGGAGGAAGUCACUUACCUGAUCUUACAGUCAUCACUCCGGUGUUCUUUGAAAAUAUCGAAAAACCUGUGUUUUUCUUGGCAAACCGCGGUCAUCACGCCGACAUUGGUGGUCUCGUUCCAGGAAGUAUGCCUCCAAAUGCUACUUCUUUAGAGCAGGAAGGAGCCACGUUCAUUUCAUUCAAGGUAGUUGAUAAGGGAAUUUUUCAAGAAAACUCUCUCAUCGAGAACCUUAUGGCUCCAAAAAGGAUUCCUGGUAUGGUAGCUCCUUUUUGGAAGAACGGAAGCGAAUUGUAUUGUCAGGGGAUUUCGCUUGUAUGUGAUUUAAUAAGUGAAUAUGGUCUCGACACUGUGCAGGCUUAUAUGCAACACAUCCAGUCCACUGCUGAGGAGAGCGUUAGAAACAUGUUGAAGGAGGUAAUAGAACUCAUACUUAUGUAUACCUUCGUAAGAAGAUGUUUCAAGCAAGUACCAAUAAUUGAUUGA